AUGAAUCGCUCCGGAGGCUUGGCUUCCGAUGUCAUGGUGGCCACGACACAAGAACCCACGGUGAUGGAGGGGAUGCAACGCCAACCCCAGUCAGCAGGGCAGCCAGCCUACACGGCAACACCUGCGGAGGCGGCGGUGGAGGCAGCCCCUCCGCGACAAACUUACAAGAGCUGCACCUUCUGUGCCAAACGGAAGCGUGCCUGCGAUAGCCAGAGGCCUCGAUGCAGCCUUUGCAUCGAGAAGAAGCAGCCGUACUGCCACUACCCGUUGAAGCCGUUGCCGAAGCGGGCAGCAGCAAAGCCAGCGGCGGCGCGACGGCUGUCCUCCUCGUCCCCUUCGUCUUCCGACUGCUCCAUUUCCUCGGGAGAUGCCAGUAAGGCCAAGCGGCUGGCCGAAGCUCAAGAGGGUGCUUCGUAUGACACGGGGGGCGUGCUAGCGACCGUCAACACCCGGAGCAUGCCGACUGUGCGGGGUCGCAUGUCUCUCAAGAGGUGCCGGCUGAGCUCGUCGCCGGCUACAGGUCUCGUGGGCAUGCCGGAGAACGGUUUCUUGUGCGACUUCUUCGGGUGCUUUGGUAUCCUUCCCCUCACGACCGAGAGCACUGUUCGCAACGCGAUGGUGGAGGUCAUGAUGCGGCAGUGCGGCGGCCAGGCGUACUCCGGAACCGGUGGCUCCGGGAUGGAAGGACUGGCCGAGGAUGAGGAGAAGGACUGGCAUGGGGGUGGGGCGUUGGCUCGUCGACAUACUCUACCGGACCAUCCAGCCAAGUGCAUGAUGUGGUGCGCCAUCGCGCUGGGGGCGCUCAUGAGGGGUAUUUCGGUAGAGCAUGUGAUGGGGUACGUCCAGUUGGCGUGGAAGUCUCUGACUGAGUGCUUUGACGGGAGAAGCGUCGAACACGCCAGAGCCUACCUCAUCAUGUCCUUCUUGCACCGCGUCAUCGGUGACGAGGACAAGAACGAGCGCUAUAUGUCUUUCGCGGUGAAUAUUGUGUCCAAGCUUAGACCAGAGGACGUGCCAAAGGAACUGGGGCUAAUGCUGAUGACCACGGACAAAUUAAGGGUGUCCGCGUGUAACCCGCAGCCAGGGGACGAUCUCAGCACUUCCUGCGACGAGGCUCUGGAGCUACCACAGGUGCGGGAGGCUCAACACCCCUUGACGCCGACGGACGUCACCAACGUGUUCCUCGUGGCGGACGGCCUGCUCAGUCAGGCCUUCAUCGCUGACAUGACGUCGGCAGGAGCGAUUCCUGCGUCGGGAGGAGGCGCCGCACCACACGAGGAGAAAGGGGAGCCUGUUCUCGGCGAGUCCUACCGAGAGCUGGGAGGCGGUGGGGUGAUGGAGGAGGGUGGCAAACAAGUGCGGAGUGCGGGCGUGGCCUGUGAUGACGAGGAACUAGCCAACCGGUCGCACCGUGAACCAGACGUGCCCCCGACAGGGCCCGCUAUGAAGCGCUUCGCCCGGGAGGCUCUGCCAGAGAUGACGAGCUUGGCGAAGACGCUGGAAAGUUCCGAUACGUGCUCGGGGGUCGGCGGUGUUCUCUAUCACGGUAACGUAGCCUACAUGCGGGCUAUUGCAGGCGAUCUGGACAAGUCGUUCGAGUCUCUCCAGGCCUGCGUAGACGUAGUGCUGCGCUACCCCGGCCUCGUCCGUUUCAGGUCUCAUUUGAUACACUGCAUGCUCGCUGCGAGCCACUUUUUCAAUCGGCGAGACAUGUACGACGCCAUGAGAGGGGUGUACAACUCCGUGGGUCCUAUGGGAUAUCCACAAAUUCCACCCUACGAAGAAUGGAGGACGAUUCGUCAGGUCUGCCCCCACGUCAUGUGCAGGUCGAUGGAGGCGGAACGUCUCCAACGGUAUGGCGAGGGACCUGUGCAGACAAACGCCCCUUCUGAGGAACCGGUGACGUCUGAACCCUCGCCCGGCUCGAUGACGUCCCCCCUCAGCGGAGCGGACAGUCAGAGCAGUGGCGCGCCCCCAGAAGGGCUGGCAAGCGAGGAGCAGGGGUCGCUAGCGCCAACGACGGCCACAGGUGCCACUGCUGUGUCAUCACCGCUCCCCGACACUCCGCACACCUCGGCGACAUUCGUGCAAGACGUCGAUGGGAACGACGGUGCGGCUACUGGAGACAUGCCGUUGCAACGUGGGCUGGUGGCGACGGCCAUGCCCAUCCCGGAAUUGGUAUACUCUGCAAAGGGUGAAGCCGGCGGUGUUCGGCAUGCCGGCUGGUCGCGUGCGGCCGCUACCGGAGAGCAGGUCCGCAGUAGCACUACCGCUCCCGCUCCAGGUAGCCCAAAGAUCGGGUUCAAGUGGUGGGGAGGAGAGGUUGUGUCAGGGGGGGCGGAGAUGAACAUGACUGACGCGGAUCUGUUGGAUAUCGCGGCAGCGUUCGCGAAUGACGAGGGGCUUUUGGAAGAACUGUAAAUAAGCUAGGGAUGUCUCGUUGGUGGAGGCGCGUUGAUAAUGGUUGGCGUUGUUUUUUGUACCCCAUUGGUGU
Messenger RNA from Ectocarpus siliculosus, 2494 nucleotides. The record is from the annotation of a GenBank genome assembly. Lineage: Eukaryota; Phaeophyceae; Ectocarpales; Ectocarpaceae.